Messenger RNA from Dryobates pubescens (Downy woodpecker), 1170 nucleotides. RefSeq names its product leucine-rich repeat-containing protein 34-like. Gene Ontology annotation, molecular function: protein binding. Lineage: Eukaryota; Metazoa; Chordata; Aves; Piciformes; Picidae. The record is from RefSeq and is a predicted model, not a curated record.
AUGAUGCUGGCACGUUCCGAUGAACGCCACCCAAUCGGGAAUGCCGACUACCAGCUGGCGCUGACCAAACGGGUGGACAGGCCACCCGCACUUAACCCGGAAAGAGAAGGCUCGAAGUGCCUGUGGGGAUGGCUUGUGCAGUGGAUCACAGUGAAAAUAGCUGGAAAUAAUUGUCUUGUGCCUGUGCAGAGAGUUACAGAUGAUGAUCUUCAAGUCCUUGCCUCUGUCUUACACGAUUCUGCGUUUGGCACAGGUUUGGAUCUUAGGUGUAACGUAUUGACUGAUGCUGGAGCAAAGCUUGUGGCAACAUUCCUCCAGGAAAACUCCAAUCUGUGCUACCUUAACCUGAUGCUUAAUGAUAUUGGUGCAAGUGGAGCAGAGCUGAUAGCAACAGCGCUCCGUGGGAAUGAAACUCUUAGGUAUUUGAGCAUGACUGGAAACAAAAUAGGAAACAAAGGUGGGAUCUUUGCUUCAAUGCUGCAAAUCAAUUCAGCCUUAGAGAAGCUGGAUCUUGGAGACUGUGAUGUGGAAGAGACCACAGUUCACAUAGCUCUGAUGUUGAAAACCAACACUUCUCUUGUGGAGCUACACUUGUGCAAGCGUGAAAUGAAAAACUUUGGUGUAGAGCGACUGUGUGAGGCACUGUAUGAAAACUCCAGCCUGAGAUACCUUGAUCUUGGCUGUAAUAAAAUCAGCCAUGAUGGUGUAAAGUUUCUGGGAGAACUACUAAAAUGGAACCAGACCCUGGAAAUCCUAGACCUUGGUGCAAACAGAAUAGAAGAUGCUGGAGCCAUCUACCUGCGUGAAGCAUUGGCUUGGUACAACAGGACUCUUUGAGCAUUGUCAGUGGUAAACAAUGGUCUAAGUGGCAAAGGAGUGGUGGCUCUUUCAGAUGCAAUGAAAACAGACAGGGAGCUUUCCUGUAUUUACAUCUGGGGGAACAAACUGGAUGAAGCCACCUGUGUGGCAUUUUCAGAAUUGAUUCAGACAGGCUGCCUGAAACCUAAUUGUACAGACGUGGACCCGUACAAGGCCGAUGGGCACGUUCACCUUGCAGAGCUCUCCCACGGCCUUCAGAAGCAUUACUACUGGACACCAAGCUCGGGGGAGGAGACAAACAAAGAUGCUAAUGCCAGUCUGGCAAUUGCAGCUGUUACAGAGUACCUGUGA